GGAGCUCUGCGGUGCCAGCUUCCCGAGGCCCUGCUGGGAAAGCGGUCCGAGGUUCAACCCGCGGCCAAGCCCCGGCCUGUCCUCCUGAUCUCCAGCUGCAGCCAGACCCCUCCUCCGAAGCCAUGGGUCCCUCCUGCCCUGCACUCCCGUCCACGACAAAGCUCGGGCUGUGGUGGCUCCUUCUGAUCCCGGCAGGUGAGCGGGGGUGAUCACUAGGACAGGGAGCCAAGCGCCCACCACCGCAGACUUCCGGAGACCCCUCUCUCCCCUCCCGCCCCACAGCAUCCGCGCAGCGAGCUCCCCACACCCAAGCCGAGGACCGCCUCUUCAAACACCUCUUUAAGGACUACAACCGCUGGGCACGGCCCGUGCCCAACACCUCGGAUGUGGUGAUCGUGCGCUUCGGACUGUCCAUCGCCCAGCUGAUCGAUGUGGAUGAGAAGAACCAGAUGAUGACCACCAACGUCUGGCUAAAGCAGGAGUGGAGCGACUACAAGUUGCGCUGGAACCCAGCCGAUUUCGGCAACAUCACGUCCCUCCGGGUCCCUUCGGAGAUGAUCUGGAUCCCCGACAUUGUCCUCUACAACAAUGCCGAUGGGGAGUUCGUGGUGACCCACAUGACCAAGGCCCAUGUCUUCUCCUCGGGCACCGUGCACUGGGUGCCGCCCGCCAUCUACAAGAGCUCCUGCAGCAUCGACGUCACCUUCUUCCCCUUCGACCAGCAGAACUGCAAGAUGAAGUUCGGCUCCUGGUCGUACGACAAGGCCAAGAUCGACCUGGUGCAGAUGGAGCAGAUGGUGGACCUGAAGGACUACUGGGAGAGCGGCGAGUGGGCCAUCGUCAACGCCACCGGCACCUACAACAGCAAGAAGUACGACUGCUGCGCAGAGGUCUACCCGGAUGUCACCUACUACUUCGUCAUCCGCCGCCUGCCGCUCUUCUACACCAUCAACCUCAUCAUCCCCUGCCUGCUCAUCUCCUGCCUCACCGUGCUCGUCUUCUACCUGCCCUCCGACUGCGGCGAGAAGAUCACGCUCUGCAUCUCCGUGCUGCUCUCGCUCACCGUCUUCCUGCUGCUCAUCACCGAGAUCAUCCCGUCCACCUCGCUGGUCAUCCCGCUCAUCGGCGAGUACCUGCUCUUCACCAUGAUCUUCGUCACCCUCUCCAUCGUCAUCACCGUCUUCGUCCUCAACGUCCACCACCGCUCCCCCAGCACCCACAGCAUGCCCCGCUGGGUGCGGGUGGCCUUCCUGGGCUGCGUGCCCCGGUGGCUUCUGAUGAGCCGGCCCCUGCCACCCUUGGAGCUCCGCGACCCCCCGGAUCUGAAGCUCUGCCCCUCCUACCACUGGCUGGAGACCAAUGUGGACGCAGAGGAGAGGGAGGAGGAGGAGGAAGACCGAUGGGUGUAUGCGGGUCAUCCGUCCCCCUCCACGGGCAUCCCCUACAGCCAUGGCGGUCUGCACCCAGGGGCCUCAGGUCCCAAGGCGGAGGCCCAGUUGCCGGAAGGUGGGCUCCUGCUGUCACCUAGCAUCCAGAAGGCACUGGAGGGCGUCCACUAUAUUGCAGAUCACCUGCGGUCGGAGGAUGCUGACUCUUCAGUGAAGGAAGACUGGAGGUACGUGGCCAUGGUCAUCGACAGGAUAUUCCUCUGGUUGUUUAUCCUUGUUUGCUUCCUGGGGACGGUCGGACUCUUCCUUCCUCCGUUCCUGGCUGGAACGAUCUGAUGUCAUGUCGCCUGCUUUGGCCCUGAGAGGGCAUGACUGACCAUCUUUAACUGCUGCUGCCUUUGGAGUAUGCCUUUGGGUAUACUCCAGACUACAGGUCCUCUGUGGAGUCCUGACAUUGAAGACUCGUUGGGAUGAUUCACUUGACAUUAUUGUAGUGUGUGCGGGGAAUCGGCUGGGCACAGAGCCUUGCUUGGAUGCUGAGGAGCUAGG
Messenger RNA from Vicugna pacos (alpaca), 1937 nucleotides. The record is from RefSeq and is a predicted model, not a curated record. NCBI's taxonomy places the organism in Eukaryota, Metazoa, Chordata, Mammalia, Artiodactyla, Camelidae.